Mesorhabditis belari is the source of this 2940-nucleotide messenger RNA. The record is from the annotation of a GenBank genome assembly. NCBI's taxonomy places the organism in Eukaryota, Metazoa, Nematoda, Chromadorea, Rhabditida, Rhabditidae.
AUGAAUCCAUGCUUCACGGUCGAUUGCAAAGAGGCGCUCGAGGCGCUGAAAGAGCGAAAAUUCCAUCGACCGAACAAAUCGACGGUUAUGUUCCCAAAUCUGGAUCUCGUUGAAAAAGAUUUGGACACUCGACUUUCCAACAUCACUCAUGGAAUCGGGGUGGCACUUCGGGAAAACGAUCCACUUGCCAUCGAUUACUAUUGCAAUUCGAUUAUUGGGUACAUCAAUCGUUUGUCGUUUCGCCUCCCCCGGCAGACGCUGAUCGAUUUGAUUCCACUCUUGAUCCAAGCCGCUACUUUGCCCAAUCAGAAAGGCGAUUUGGUGCAUACGAUUUUUGAAGCACUAAAUGUGCUUUUGGUUAAAUCUCGGUUGACAAGAGCUGAUUUGACGAUUCCAUUAAAGGCAUUAUUUGAUCUAUUUCAAGGAAUCAUUUAUGGAAAGAACGCCGAGGUUCUGUAUCAGAACGUGUUCGGGACACUGGUGAGGAUGAAGAGAUUCUAUGCGCUUGAAGACGUAAAAGAGUUGUGGAAUACAAGGCUACUAUCCCUGCUUUCCCCAUUGGAACACGGCUUUCACUGGGUCGAUUUGUGCACCACUUUUCUUCCAACUGAUAUGAUGCGAGAAGAACAUGAGCUCUUUGGUUCUGGCUUAUGGUUCUCGACUCUUUGGAAUCUUUACUCAAAAUGCCAAAUGAACGUCGGAUGGAGCAAAUAUUUGCCUGAAUUGUUUUACAAACUCGAACGCGACCAGCCCGGUUUAAUUGAUUGGAGACCGUAUGAAGAAGAGAUUUUCACAAGAAUCUUGCGGGCUUUGCAAAUGAAAGGAGAGUCUUCGACAUACGGCUUGACGACAUCAUUGAAGCAUUGGGCGGCGUGGGUCGCUUAUCGAUUGGGUCGAAACUCUUGCCUUUCUCAACUUCAACGAGUUCUGCGCUAUGCUGAGCCACUUCUGCAUCCCUCUAACGAUGGGCCACACACCGAAGUGAUUCUGCUGUUCUUGAACGAACUCACUCACAAAGUGCUCGCUCGAUAUCGACGAGAGCGAAUCAAAAAGCACACAAAGGAUUUGAGGCCAUCAGAAUUUCAUUUGGAUGAUCUUGAACUGCAUCGUUUUGUCGUAUCGAUUCUCCCCGUUACCCUUUCAGCAGUUUUCUUAGAGAUUGACAGUGAGCAAAACUUACCAUCGGACAUUUUGAAGAAACUUGCAACAUUUGUGCCCUCUUUGGUGCUCCCGAAAAUUCUUGAACUCGUGUAUCCAUCUUUGAAAGCAACUUGCGAACCGCAUCGUUUCAAUCAAUCGUUGCGAUGUCUUGAGGAAGUGAUUCUUCUAUUGUGUCAAGAGAAAUCAGAGGCUCAUUUAAGCAUUGUUUCAAAUGGUUUCGGGAAUGGGGAAGAGGACGGAGUUGGAUCAUUGACUUUCACUGGGGAAUCUAAGGAAACGAUUUCAGUCAGAUCGCACGUAAUUUUGAUACUGGAUGAACUGGUUGAUGGAAUUGAUAUCAAUGAUCUAGACAAAAUUAUUAUUGUUGUUCAGAUCAUGUCCCACUUUUUUUAUUUAAUACCAAAUGUGGAUGCAUCGAGUCUAGCGGAGAAUGGGGAUUCACUCACCCAUGAAGAAAGCGCACUUUGUCGUUUAACUGCCCGACUUCCAGUCAUUGCUGAAAAGGCUAUUGAAAAAAUCAUUACAAUCAUUACAAUUCUGGCUGCUGUACCGGAAAGGAAUGAGGAGGGAUGUAAUGGAACAGAAUCUGAAGAAUUCGGAAGUGACGAAAAGACUCUCAAAAAAGCAAUCGAGAAAUGCGUGAAUGCUUUGUUUGUAAAUGCUGUCAAAGCAGUUCGCUUGAAAAUGGCACAUCAAAUCCUAUCUUUUGUACAUACAAAUGUGAUCGGGGCCUCAUUGGCGGCAGAUUUAGCUCAAACUCUUGUUCAAUCGGCUGUUUUUUAUGUCCCCGAAGUGGCUGACGAAUUGGUUUCAUUUAUCUGUCAAAAAGUAACCAGUGGACUCAAUGAUUUCACUCAGUCUGGUAAAGCAAAGUGUGAUGCAGCUCUACGAUGGUGGGCCAACUUGUUCCCUUGUCUCGUCGUCACUCCAUGGGUUUCUGAAGAGAAUCGAGAGAAGAUUCUGCUUGUUGUUGAUGAUCUCCUCACACAAACCGAUCCGGCACUUUAUCAGCCAGCCACCUACACAUUGAGUGGUUUCUUGGUCUUCUCUUUACAAAUUCAAGAAUCUGGAUGGAUGGCAGUACACGCGGAGAUUGACAAACCGCUAACAGAAUGGAUUCCUGUUAGGCAUUGGGGAACGCUUCACUCCCAGAAACAGAUGAAGGUGCAUUGGCGAGCGCCCGGCGAAGCGGAGAUCGAUUUUGCGCAACAAAUCAUCAACAAAUAUUUCAAAGGAGUGGUUGAACGGUUGACGAGUGAUGAGUCAGCAAAAAACGAAGCGAUUCAAUUGACAUUGAACGGCGCUGACUUGUGCACGACUUUUGUGAAAACUUUGGAAAUGAUUCUGGCGAGGACAUCGGAGAAUGACGAGGAGCAGACCCGCUUGCUCUUACACAUCGCUCAAUGUGCCACAUUCGCUACUAACUCUUCAGUCGUAUUUGCGGGAAUCCUUUUUGAGCAAAUGGAAACGGUAAACGAUUUGGUGAACCGAGUUCAGUGCUUGGUUCAACGAGAAAAGAGAAUGCCCCUUGCGCUUGCUCAUGCCUCACUGGAACUCGAUUACAUAGUUUACCAGUACUUUCUUCCGAACGGACCAUUCACGUCGGUUCAUCUCCGAGUUUUGCGGAUGCUCGUUCAGUGUUCAUUAAGUGGAUAUCAAGAAGAAGAUGGGGCGUGGAUGAUCGCUUUCCCGGCACACAAAGAAAAAAGAAUGUCUUGGGCUCGGGAUCACAUCACCAUCGAUUCGAAAAAAGUCAUCUUCAGCAAUCAGAAAAAAAUU